UACCCGCAUAACAACCUGUUUUAGUUUUGUAGCUAAGGAGUUUGUUUGGAGUAGACACUGACACAAUAUAAGAGGAAACAUGGCUGACCAUAAACUCAAGGGAGAGGAAAAUGUUGAAGAUUUUCUAAGUCAUCUAUACACAGAUAUCUGUACAGAGGUGAGGUGGGCUGAUGAGCUUCCGGAUAUAAUUGAUGCAACUAAAGAGAUGGUAAAAAGAAUAGUAGGUGAAGCCUUUGAUCAAAACAUGAAAGAACUUAAAUCCAAAGGUGUAACAAAGAUAGAAGUUUUAGAUGCUGGUAGUAUGGCUGAAGGAACUAAAGUAUGUUAUCCCGAUGAAUUCGACUUUCUUAUAUCUUUCACCUUCUCCCCUGAUGUUUUAGAGACAUUUCCUACUUCGAAUGCAAUGAAUUUUGAGUUUCCAAAGUUCACAGUUUCACCAAGAGAUCCUAGAUUUCGUCAGAUAGUCAUAGAUAAAAAUAAAAAAGCAUUGCUAAACACUAUAAGUUUUAUGAGGAAGAAUUUCGGAUGGCUUAGAAGAGCUUUGUUAAAAGUAAGUAAGAACAAACCUAUUCCUCGAGGAGAAAACCGUUUACAUUUGGACGUUAAAAAUAAUCCCAAAACUGCAAAUUAUGGAAUGCGUGGUCCCUCUUUUCGUCUGUAUAAACUAUUGAGAUGGUCCUCUCCAAAACGCUAUGAAGAUCUCCUUAUUUCCGUUGACCUUGUACCAACUAUAGUAAUAUAUGAUGAAAACAUUGCGGACAAACUUCCAUUUUUUAUUCGGGGUUGUUCAUGUGACGAGCACUUAAUUCAUAAACCAGACCACUUUUUCCUUGUUCCCGUUAGAAAUGCAGAACAACACCUAGAACGGCUUUAUUUCAGCGAUGGCAUCUUGAGGGAUGACAAGGAUAAAUUCUUAGAGCAUAAUUUCAUGGUUUCAUUAUCUGAGUAUGAAAGAGAUGUAAUGAAAAUAUGGAAAUGUGAAAAAUCUGUAAACCAUAACUGGUUUAUUUGUUAUAGAUUAAUGAAAUGCUUUGGAGAUCUAGACGACAAUUCUGACGAAAUUUUUCUGUUCAAUCAAGGAAACCUGACGGUCCCUAGUAUAAUUUCUCCAGAAAGGAAAGAAAGUUUUACAAGUUAUACAUGGAAAACACUUGUAUUUGGAACAGCGAGGCAGGAAACAAGUAAAUUAACGCUAAAACAAUGUUUUGAUCGUCUGACAGCAAUAUUUGACAAAGAGAAUCUCGACAAAUCUAAAGUAUUACCAGUACGCUCUUUCUGGUGGCCGUCUGAAAUAUCAGAAAAAAUCCAUCUUGAUAUGAGAGGCAAACAAUGCUACACACCAUUUGUAGAUCGAAUGAUUCAAUUGAAAACAAUUUUGAAUGAAAUAAUUUAUGACUCUAGUUAUAAUUAUUCCUAUUAUAAAGGCAAAAUAAAGGAAAUAUGUCCAAAACUUCUUUUAUAUUUCAACCGAGCUUAUGAUGGUAAAUCAAAAUUAUGAAAACCUAAAUAUACCGGACACUCGAGGAUAACAAUAAGCAAUUUCUAGCAAAUCCUUUGUUCUCUUGUGAAAUGCUAUUCUCAAACUCUGUCAGAAUGUACAUGACUCUGCUUAAUUAAACCGAUGCUGUCUCUGUUUUGGAACUGACAUCUGAAAAUGGCUAAAAGAAACAGGAAUAGUUAUAACGUAUAAUAAUUUCAUAUCUUUUUUGCACUCUAAAGAAAACAUGAUAUACUUUAAAUAUUACAUACAUUUGUAUAAACAUGUAACAGAAAAUAAAAGAAACAAAUUCCAAACAUUAUUAAUUUUAACAGACAACUGUUAAACAGAUUAAAAAUUGAAAGAUUUGUUGCAUUACAGAAUGAUAUAAGAAAUAUCAAGAUAAAGUGAUCCCUAAAAUAUUUAUUUACUCUCUUUUUUUGUGUGUGUAUUUAAUAUAACUGAGACUCCUUAAUUCAUUUAAUGUCUUAAAUAUUCUAGUUUCUAUGUUUCUUACUUAUCUUUACAUACAUGUAUGCUUUUUAUUAUUUACGUAAAUGCUAUAGUUAUCAUAUACAUGUAUGUAUUCUUUUCUUGAAAAUAAA
Molecule: messenger RNA, 2082 nt
Organism: Ruditapes philippinarum (Manila clam)
Lineage: Eukaryota; Metazoa; Mollusca; Bivalvia; Venerida; Veneridae
Exons: 2
Coding region: 80-1498 (472 amino acids)
Source: RefSeq, a predicted model, not a curated record